This is a messenger RNA of Phytophthora sojae, 198 nucleotides long. RefSeq lists its product as hypothetical. NCBI's taxonomy places the organism in Eukaryota, Oomycota, Peronosporomycetes, Peronosporales, Peronosporaceae. The transcript has a single exon. The coding region runs from base 1 to 198 and encodes 65 amino acids. The record is from RefSeq and is a predicted model, not a curated record.
AUGGCAUGGAAAGUGUUCGCUGUGGUGGACCCGUUGCCAGCGAACACCACGUCCACUUGCCAGCCCCUCGACGUAAACGUGAUGGGCCCGCUGAAGUCGGCCCUGCGCAGUACAUGGGCUUACCGCAAAAACCCCAAAACGGCAAAAGAAAAGUGCCUUGAUAUUAUCGAGCGCACUAUCAUAGCCUGGAAGCCUUGA